Pyrus x bretschneideri (Chinese white pear) is the source of this 2229-nucleotide messenger RNA. RefSeq lists its product as uncharacterized. The coding region runs from base 1220 to 1972 and encodes 250 amino acids. The transcript has 6 exons. NCBI's taxonomy places the organism in Eukaryota, Viridiplantae, Streptophyta, Magnoliopsida, Rosales, Rosaceae. The record is from RefSeq and is a predicted model, not a curated record.
CUUCCCCUGUCUCCUUCCUCCAAGUUCCAACUCAACUCCCCUUCCUCUUUUCCCUUUUAUAUUUAAAUCCCUUCAUUUCGCUUUAUUUACACCCAACCCCCCUCAUCUUCUGUCUCAGCUCCACCAAUUCGACCCAGGUUCUCUCGCUCUCUCGUUCUCUGUUUCGGUAGUACAAUUUUCUGUGAUGUUUUAAUGUGACCGUUGGUGGCUUGCUUGCUUUGUAAUUAAUGACUUGACACACUGAAUUUCUUUCUGCUUCCGGGCUGCCCGGUUAUGUUGGAUUUGUGAUGACAUCAUUGCACCUCUAACCACAUUUGCUCAAACUUGAUUAAAGUGAAUGGUUGUAUGAGUACUUAAGUCGAGUGGGUGAGAGACUCAUUAUCACCUCGUGCUGAGGUCACAAUAAGCAUGCGCCGAGUUCUUGAUUUAGUAGGGCAUACCCACCCUCUGAUAGUUGCGUAGCAAACCACAAUUGCUGCUCAGAUUUAAAAAUUCCUGCUUGAUUGAAUUGAUCCAACUUUCUUGCAUGUAGCACUACUACAAGUAAAUUCUGGGCCGGACGGUUACCUGAACUUGUGGGUGAUUUCGGUUUUUUAGUAUUUUUGGACCGGACUUAGCGUACAUUCAGGUUUCUGCCUGGUUCGGUUUGAUUUAUUGCAGAUUGUAGCAGUACAACUUAGAAACAUGCACCAGGAUAGCUUGUCAGGGUCUAGUUUACAUGUUUAGAUUAAUUUGCAGGGUAAAAGAAAAACUUUACGUUGUCUUCCUUGAACCUUGAACAGUAGUUAAAGCGUAUCGCCGCAAACCCUCUCUUAAACUACUACAUGCUACAUGAACCUUUAGCUGUAAAUCAAGUGUUUGCACAAGGUGAUCUCACGCCAUCGACAGUUCGAGUUAAAGAACAAAACCAAAAAAAAAAAAAAAAAAAAAAAAAUCAUGUAAAAGACUGAACGGAGCCCUCUAAGAACAGCAUAGGGAUCAAAACCAGAUAAAAAUCUCUUUGGAAUCAAAAGAUUCGUGCUUUUCUUUUUAAUGCACGUUUGAUUUGUAGCUUCAGUGAUUGCUCAACAUUAUGAUUUUUUCUGCUCUUAAUUUGUGGAAAUAAUGCUGCUGUUUUGUAGUGGUGCUCUUUUAAGCAGUAUAUUGGCUUGCUGUCAGCACGAUUCCUCCGACAUUUUCCAGCAAGUGAUUGCUGGCAAAAGGUAUUCCAGAAAAAAUUAUGAGUUCCCAAAGUGCAUUGAACCCGAGUAGAGCCCUAGAGGGCAUGCAUGGGGUGCAUGUGGUGCCCUGUUCACGGUUUGAAUCAGAAGAGACUACUGAAACUGUGGACCUUUCUCACUCAACUUGUGGAAGCUCAGCGAUUGGAGCAAAUCAGCAGCUUUUUAUGCAGCGAGUGUGGCAGCAAAGACCGCCUUGUUUGAAGCCCAUCCAGGGCUGCUGCGUUCAAGGUGAUCAGAGUGUUGCAGAAACAGUCGUGAAUGUGCUCACUUCACUUCCUUUCAUAGUUCUUGGAAUCCACUCCCCAAGGAAGAAUCUAAGUACCAAGCUAUAUGCUAAUUCAUUAAUUGGAGUUGGAGUCGCCUCAAGUUUAUAUCAUUCUUCGAGAGGAAAACUAAGGAAGUAUUUAAGAUGGGCCGACUAUACAAUGAUAGCCACAACAACAGUAUGCCUGUCAAGAGCCCUCAGAAAUGAAAACCCAAAAUUGCUGAUGGCAGCUUCUGCAUUAUGUUUACCCUUCCAGCCUCUGAUGGUUUCAGCUGUUCAUACUGGAAUGAUGGAGGUAGCAUUCGCCAAGAGAGCAUUGAAAGAUCCUGAGCUAAGAAUGGCACACACUGUACAUAAGAUGUCGUCACUACUGGGAGGCGUGCUGUUCUUUGCCGACGACGUGUUUCCUCAGACUCCGUUCCUUCAUGCUGCGUGGCACAUUGCUGCAGCCAUCGGUGUUGGCACCUGCAAUAAGCUUCUGGAGUAGCUAUCAUUCAAACAGAUAGAAGACCUGGCUAGUAGGCUAGCUACAAAUUUGUCGAUCCAACCUUAUCAUUUUUCGGAAUAUUUUUCGGAAUGCGGCCGGAAUUAUUAUUUAGUUGAUAUCUAGGUAAAAUCAUAUGGUUACGAGGGUUGUCUGAGAAAGUCCGAACAACUUGAUAAAUGGUUCAGCGCACAUAUUUAUGUAAUUAUAUUAACUAAUAAUUUUAAAAUUGCCAUGCAAAUAGGAUUCCCACUUGCCAA